UACGUCAACCCAGCUCUUGCUCUGCCACUCACCUCCCGUUGCCUAGGAAACCAGUGACAGCACUCUGACAGAGAGCAAUUUGCAAGGAGCUAAUUAAACAGCUAGCAAUGGCGCUCGUCCCACUCCUGCUCUCGCUUCUCCUCGUCUCCUGCGCUGCGCAGUCGCCUGCCUCGUCACCGUCGGGGUCGAACGCUGCUCCGGUCAGUGCCUUCCCUCCGCAGGCUUCCGCCGCGGCGCCAACCACGGCCCAAUCGCCGACGCAGGUCUCGGCCGCCUCGCCGUCGCAGGUGUCCGCCGCGCCGCCGACCACCACCGCCGCCUCGCCGUCACAGGUGUCCGCCGCGCCGCCGACCACCGCCGCCGCCGCCUCGCCGUCGCAGGUGUCCGCCGCGCCGCCGACCACAGCCGCCGCCUCCGCGCCACAAGUUGCCACGACACAACCACCGACAACAGCUGCUGCCUCUCCACAGCUCGCUGCCACGUCAGCUCCGCCAACAGCUGCCGCCUCCGCACCGCUCACCGCCACGUCACCUCCAGUGUCCUCGGUCGCUUCUCCGCCACUAGUCGCCACGUCCUCGGCCCCAGUCUCCGCGCCCCCUCUGGCAGUGACCGCGGCUCCUCCGGCGACAGCACCUUCCGUUGCCGCGCUACCUCCGGCCACAUUUGCUCCAGUGGCUUCACCCAUGGCCGCACCGCCGGCAACGGCUCCCACGGCAUUCGCUCCGUCUCCGCUGCUCAUGGCCCCGGUCGCGCCGCCAGCAACGGCCCCCGCACCGGCGCCCGUGUCACCGGCUCCGAGCGUCGCCCCGACUCCGUCGCCCGUCAUGGCGCCAGAGCUCUCGCCCGUCAUGGCGCCCGAGAUCUCGCCCAUCAUGGCGCCUGCGCUGACGCCGCUCGGCUCCGCGAGCCCCGCGUUCGCGCCCAUGGGAGAGGAGGACUCGGCGGCGGCGGCGGGUGCGCGCGCCGGCGUGGCCGCGCUCGUGGUGACGUUGGCGGCUGCAGGGCUCGUGGUCUUGUUUUAAUUUGCAGAGCUUGUUUUACGUGCGCUCGUGCUGUUGUUACACGAGCGUGCCGUGUUAUCCCGUUGACGUUUUGGACCGUUGCAUACUUGCAUGCAUGUAUGAUUCUAUUUCUAGGUGUACGAACACAUUUGUUAUUCGAUUCUUCUUAUAUAUAUGGAUGAUGGAUACUGGCUGCUCCUUCUGAUU
Molecule: messenger RNA, 1208 nt
Organism: Brachypodium distachyon (stiff brome)
Lineage: Eukaryota; Viridiplantae; Streptophyta; Magnoliopsida; Poales; Poaceae
Product: calphotin
Exons: 1
Coding region: 108-1022 (304 amino acids)
Source: RefSeq, a predicted model, not a curated record